This is a messenger RNA of Raphanus sativus (radish), 1764 nucleotides long. RefSeq lists its product as uncharacterized. Bases 32 to 1642 code for a protein of 536 amino acids. Gene Ontology annotation, cellular component: plasma membrane; plasmodesma. The record is from RefSeq and is a predicted model, not a curated record. NCBI's taxonomy places the organism in Eukaryota, Viridiplantae, Streptophyta, Magnoliopsida, Brassicales, Brassicaceae. The transcript has 9 exons.
UCUAUCAACACAACGAGAGAGAGAGAGUAUAAUGUUUCACAGCGAAACGCCGUGGUUUCAUGAUCGCCGGCGUCUCCUCCUUAUCGGCGUUGCGAUCCUGGUCACGUCCAGUUUGGUUUCCUUAUGCCAUGGAGUCUCCUCUUGUCAUCAUCAUCAUCCAUCUUCAACCUCAUUUCAAGGAUUGAGGAGGCAAAUCCUGGAAGGAUCAAAUGGGACAUUGGUGUUAGCGGCGGAGAGGACACGGCGGCCUGAUCCCUUCAACCAUUUCAACAUUUAUACCGAUGGUUGGAACGUUACUAAUUUUCAUUACAUCGCCUCCGUUGGAUUUUCUGCUGUUCCGUUCAUCGUAAUAUCAAUCGUAUGGUUCGUAUUGCUUGGACUCUUCCUCAUCUGCUCAUGCCUAUGUUGCUGUUGUUGCGGUUGCGGUCGCCGGAGCUACGGCUAUUCUCGCUUCUGCUACACUCUCUCUCUCGUCUUCCUCCUUCUUUUCACCAUCGCCGCCGUGAUUGGAUCUGCGAUGCUGUACACUGGGCAAAAAGAGUUCUACGGUAGCGUGGAGAAGACGUUUAUGUAUAUUGUGAAUCAAGCAACUAGUGUUUUGACCAAGCUAACAAGCUUGUGGGACUCGAUUCAAUCUGCUAAAGACAUUCAGCUCGAUGGACAUAACCUUUUUCCUCCACAGUUCAGAGGUAAUAUUGAUCAUUUCAACAACAUGAUCAAGAUGUCUAACAUCACUUAUCCUGACCGUGUCGCUAACCAGACAAUCCGUUAUCUCACUGGAGCACUAAACCCAGUGAGACUAGUCUUAAAUGUUAUCGCUGGUGUUAUGCUCGCAGUAGCGUUCCUUGGACUCUUGUUUUCCUUCUGUGGACUACGAGUUCUUGUCUACCUCUUAGUAAUUGUGGGUUGGAUUCUCGUCACAGCAACGAUCCUCCUCAGUGCAGUCUUCCUUGUCUUCCACAAUGUGGUCGCGGACACAUGUAUGGCAAUGGACCAAUGGGUGCAUGAUCCAGCAGCAGAUUCGGCAUUGAGCCAGCUACUUCCAUGUUUAGACGCUAAAACCAUUGGAGACACACUAGAUAUAACCAAGACGAUGACUUCAACGGCCGUUGAGAUGACAAAUGCGUACACUGUCAAUGUCAGUAACUUUGAUCAGUUCCCACAUAAUAACCCUUUUUACCAUAACCAGUCUGGUCCGCUCGUUCCCCUUCUCUGUAACCCUCUCGACGAGCAUCACAACCCACGUCCUUGUGCUCCUAACGAAAUUCUCCUUGCUAAUGCCUCUCAGAUCUACAAAGGCUUUGUUUGCCAAGUGAACGCGGAAGGUAAGUGCAUAACGCAGGGUAGGUUAACCCCAGCUUCAUACGACCAGAUGAUGGGUGCUAUCAACGUGGGGUUCACGUUGGACCAUUACGGUCCGUUCUUGGCUAGUAUUGCUGAUUGCACAUUCGUCCGAGACACAUUCAGAGACAUAACCACCAAGAACUGCCCUGGACUCAGCAUAACCAGCCAGUGGAUCUACGCAGGACUGGCGUCACUCUCUGGUGCAGUCAUGUUCUCACUCAUCUUUUGGAUGAUUUUCGUCAGAGAAAGACGUCACCGUUCUCAUACUAAGAAGACGGUCCAGAUGAAUAGGUUUUGAUGAUCAGGUUCAUGCAUUGAAUGAGUGAGCAAGCAUAUUAUGUUAAUUUAAGUUUCUUUUUUUUUUGUUGGAACCGUUAACGAUGUGCUUUCAUAAAAGUAUUAACAAUUUCCAUUUAGAAA